ACCGCCGUCGCAUAACGGCUGUUCUCGCUGCCGCAUCCCUUCGCCAGCCAGCGUUGCACAUCGCUGGGUUGGUGUACCUGCCUGCUGACGUCUGGCCUUUUGACCAACUGUGCCUGCCGAUCUGCUGAACCAUCACCAUCACCACCAUGAAGCUCGACGCCCGCAGAGAACUUGAGCAUGUUCUCUUCAAGCGUUGCGUCGUAUGCGACUCCGGCGGCAAGAGCCUGUCCUGCGAUGGCAUGAACUGCUCUGGAGGGAAGGUCUGCAUAUUGACACCACAGAGCUGCGAUGCCUGCGCCAGCGUAUCCUGCCAAAUUGACCCCACAGCGCCAAAGAACACAUCCAGCAAGCCGAACGUUGGUGCCAUUGCUGGCGGUGUCAUUGGAGGUGUCGCUGUUAUUGCCAUUCUCGUUUUUGUUAUAUGGAAGUACUGUCUGAAGGGAAAGAGGCGGCCGAUAUCAGAGAUGGAGUGGCAGCAGGAGGAGAUGGAGCACGAAGAGAAGGCAGACAACGAUUUCGCGUCGCGGCGAAGUGCACGAGCAUCCACACACACCGUUGCCUCGAUGGCCUCGUCCGUCCUUACUCGUGCCUCCAACAUCAUUCAGAUCGCCUAUAUCCCUGGUGUCACGAACCGCUCAGGACCCGGAUCUCCCGACGUUCUCGUCCCUCCCGUACCGCCGAUUCCUGCCAUGUCUCCCUCGUCUGGCAUGGGCAGCCCUUACUCCAAUGCCGACCAGCACUUCUUCGUUCCCGACUUCCGCGACUCCAUGGCGUCUGACAGCACCGGUGGACGUCAAAGCAUUGCGCCCAGUCUUGCCCGUAACAGUGUCGCUUCAACCAUGUACCGCCAGAACGCUAUCGUUUCUCCUCUGCCGGCUCAGACGGUCGUGCGCGGAAAGGCCGCCGUUGUUAGUGUCAAGUCGAACGGCUCCAACACGCCUGAAGACGCAUUGAGCAUGAUGAGCACACCACCGGUACCUCAGAUCGAUCCUAAGCACGCGCAGCAAGUGAAGCCUAUCCGCAUCCAGAUGCCUGGCCUCAGCUCCAAGAGCUCUAUCCAGAGCACAGCAACCCUGGGACCAGUCCGCGCAUUGAAUAUCACAAAGAAGAAGAGCUCCGACACCACACCACCCAAGAGCUCAUCGAGUUCUUUCAACAGCAGCGAUAGGACAGCAGUAGCAACACCUGAGGCUCUUGUACCUCCCGCACGACCACUCACCAACUUCUCGAUAGCCUCUAGCGACUCAGGUGUAUCGCACGCACGCGCCUGUCAGACUGUCAGCUUGGCAGACUCGGACUCAGAAUCUGACGACGAGGAAGACCACCAGCGCUCCCGCCAGAGCCUGCUGCGCAACUCGCUGAGCUCGCGCGACUCGGGCGUGACCGAUAUCCAGGAUGCCACACCAACAGGUCUCGUUGAUCUUCGCAGCCCCUUCAGCGACACCCUGGCCAUCGACCGAACCGACCGACCGGCGAUAGGGUCACGCAUCACGUCUUACGACACCGACCGCUCGCGCAUGCCCAUGACACCCAUCGUCGAGGAGUCGGAGCGCCGGGCAAGCGCGAUGUCGAAGCGGGACCAGAGCCCGUUUGCAGACAACUUCAGGAGUGACCUGAAGUAGGCGCUGCUUGUGGACCUUUGAAGGAUUGGAUUGGUUAUUGGCAAGGCGUUUGGUGCAUAGC
Molecule: messenger RNA, 1683 nt
Organism: Macroventuria anomochaeta
Lineage: Eukaryota; Fungi; Ascomycota; Dothideomycetes; Pleosporales; Didymellaceae
Exons: 2
Coding region: 147-1622 (491 amino acids)
Source: RefSeq, a predicted model, not a curated record